CGUUAAUUUAUUUUUUAUGAAGUAUAUAUGCUUUGCUUAGUGUCUUAAAUUGAAGAUAUUUAUUUUGAAUGUUUCUGCGUAACAGUUCGUCAGCGAAAUGAAUGAUCUCAGACACAAACAGAGAGAAAAUUUUACCAGUUACGUGAAGGAGGAUCUAAUCGAUAAAGUUACUUCUGAUCAUUUGGCAUUGAGAUUGCUUCUAGGUGAAAUCGAAGCGGCCAGAGUCAACAAUGUGUGCAUGUAUACAACAUACUGCAUUAAAGAUAGCAAGUAUAUCGAUGAAAAAGAAGGGGCUCUUAUCAUAACCAAUUUUCGUCUUUCAUUCUUGUGUCCUGAAAGUGAAAAUGAGCAGGUUUCAGCUUACCAGAAGAACGCGUUCCUUGGAAAAUAUGAUGUGUCAUUAUCCAACAUUGAUAAAAUAUACCAAGUUACGGAUAAGAAAAAACGGAUGGUUAGCCCCCAAGUUAAAAACAGUAGCAAAAUCGAGAUUAUCACUAUUGUGUGCAAAAAUUUUCGAAUGCUCACAUUCGGUUUUAGAAAGGCUGGAAUCGGUAAAGGAAAGUACAUUGCAGAUGCUUUAGUAAAAUUUGCGUUUCCCGCUAAACACAAUCUCCUGUUUCUGUACAACUAUAAAGAAAAGUAUUAUAACUCAAUACGCUCAGUAUGUAUGUUCAAUAAACAAAAUGACUGGUUAAAUGAAAUUAAACGUUGUGGAGCCGAUGCUGGAUGGAGAGUGUUUUCUAAAGACAAACUAGAUAUCGAUAGUACGUUACCCAUGCACUAUGUUGUCCCAAAGCAUAUGUCAGAUUUUGAAUAUUUCAAUAUAUCGAAAAGUUUUCGUAAUUGCAGAUCAGCUAUUUGGGUCUGGAGCAUAGGCAAUGCAGCACUGGUGCGAAUGGCCGAGUUAUGUGCAGAUAUAGCUAGUUUUACUGUAGAAAACACAAUGCUGGAGCACGUUCGAAAGUGUGACCCAAUGAAAAAACCUCCACAUCUGAUGGAGCUUUCUAAACUACUACCAAGUAUCCAAGAAGUCAAUAUAAGUUACCACAAACUGCGAAAAUUAUGCAUUCCGGAAAAUGAUCACGAGUUUAUGGCACAAGACUCCCGGUUUCACACGCUGCUGGAUAAAACAUACUGGUUAUUGUAUGUGUCAGUUUGUCUGAAACAAUCGUUAGGGGCUGCCAAAAUGUUGCUGAGUGGAUCUACUGUCGUAUUACAAGAGAUUAAUGGUCGUGAUAUGUGUAGUGUUAUUUCUAGCGUAGUGCAACUGUUACUAGAUAACAGCUUUCGAACAAUCAAUGGCUUUCAAACAUUGAUUCAGAAAGAAUGGGUUAAUCUGGGCCAUCCAUUCUGUGACCGGAUUGGUCAUGUGUGCAGCCCGAGUUCAACAGAGCGAAGUCCUUUGUUCUUACUUUUUUUGGACUGUGUAUGGCAACUGUUGCAACAAUUUCCGGAAGAAUUUGAAUUUUCCGAAACUUUUCUAACAAGCGUGUGGGAUUGCGUGUUUCUUCCUAUUUUCGAUACGUUCCAGUUUAACUGUGAAACAGAUCGUCAAAUGGCAAGACUAAAUGAUCGCGUUAUUUUACGUCCAGCUUGGGACUGGGGUGAACAAUUUAGCGAUAAGGACAUUGCACUUUUUACAAAUCCUUUGUAUAAGAAAUCAGAUGUGGAAAACCCAUGCGAGCGGAAGUUAAGGCUACCCCCUUCGGCUUACCGGCUUCCUUGUAUUGAAGACUUAAAAGAGACCAAUAACUUGAUAAAAAAUAGUACCAGAGGAGAAUUGCCUACAACGUAUGGGAGCACAGCAGCCAUCACGCAAGAGAGAUGUUUCCUAGAGCCUCAGUGUACUUUGAGGGAUAUUGAAAUUUGGCACCAGUGCUACUACCGUUGGAUGCCUUACUUAGAAAUAAGAAAUGGCGGUCAACCACAAAUUGAUCUUUUUAAUAGAUCGGUGAUAAAUAAUAUAAACAAACUCCAAAAAGUGCUUCAAACUGGGCAAAUAUCAGCAUCCAGUGAAAACAUACUUCUGGCGGCAGGUCUAGGAAGUGGAGACAGCAACGUUAAAUCAAACGAUGAAACUGAAAUGCAUGGGAGCAGAAUGCCAGCCGUAAACUCGUUCUUUCCGUUCACAAGUAAUGCUACUAAUGCAGAAGAACUCUUGGAUGUCCUGGUCUCUAAUGGCGAAUUCCUAAACGAUGGUUCAAUUAAUGAUUGUGCGUCUAUAAAUUAUUGACUGUUAAAAGUAUCCGGCAGAGAUUCCCAUCUGGAUAUGCCAAAAUAAUUAAAAAGUUGGUGCCCUUGUUAACAUUAUGUUUGGAGUCAUUGUUGUACAUUGAUGCGUUUUUAUAAUCAAACAACUCAAAAAUGUAAAUAAGGUCAAAAAUAUUUAUAAAAUAGUAUUAUAAUGAA
Messenger RNA from Sabethes cyaneus, 2409 nucleotides. Its product is annotated as myotubularin-related protein 10-B. The record is from RefSeq and is a predicted model, not a curated record. Lineage: Eukaryota; Metazoa; Arthropoda; Insecta; Diptera; Culicidae. The coding region runs from base 98 to 2233 and encodes 711 amino acids. The transcript is spliced from 10 exons.